GUGGAGGCACCGCCUCCAGCCGGCUGAGGGCGCCGCUCCCGCAGCCGUAGCGAGGCCGAGGCGGGGCCGGGAGCUCGCACCACUGUGGCGGGCUGGAGCCGGCGGUCAUGGCGGCGCUGCUGGAACACGAGAGCCAGAUCUUCCUGGACCUCUUCCACCAGGACGGGCUGGUGGUGUGCGCCCGCGGGCUCGGCAUCGACCGCCUGCUGCUGCGCUUCCUCCGCCUCUACAGUGAGCCCGCCAGCCUGGUGCUGGUGCUGAAUACGAGCCCUGCCGAGGAGGAGUAUUUUAUUGAUCAGCUGAGGUCAGACGGAGUUGUUCAUCUUCCUCGGCGGGUUACCAAUGAGGUUGCAAGUAACACUCGCUAUGAAUUUUACAUGCAAGGAGGAGUUCUCUUUGCAACAAGUCGAAUCCUCGUGGUAGAUUUCCUUACUGACAGAAUUCCGGCAAACCUCAUUACUGGCAUUUUGGUAUACAAGGCACACAGAAUCAUUGAGUCCUGUCAGGAAGCAUUUAUCUUACGGCUUUAUCGCCAGAAGAACAAACAAGGUUUCAUUAAAGCUUUUACAGAUAAUGCGGUUGCAUUUAACACUGGCUUUUGCCACGUGGAAAGAGUGAUGCGAAAUCUUUUUGUCAGGAAACUUUACCUGUGGCCAAGAUUUCAUAUAGCAGUGAACUCAUUUUUAGAGAAGCAUAAACCUGAAGUGGUGGAAAUACAUCCGCACUAG
Messenger RNA from Anas platyrhynchos (mallard), 728 nucleotides. The record is from RefSeq and is a predicted model, not a curated record. Lineage: Eukaryota; Metazoa; Chordata; Aves; Anseriformes; Anatidae.